AUGGUGAAUCAAACUGAUAACAAAUUCACUUGGGUGAUUAAGAAUUUCUCCUCUUUGCCAUCCGAGAAAAUCUACUCGGAUCCGUUCGUCAUCGGCGGCUGUAAAUGGAAUCUUCUUGCCUAUCCCAAGGGAAACAAGAUGAGUUCUAUGUUUCGUGACAUUACAGUAGGACAGCACAGGUUUGACCAGAAGACUCCCAACUGGGGCUUUACAUCCAUGAUUCCCCUUGACAUGCUUCAUGCAGACAAUGGUGGAUUUUUGAGGAAUGGACAAGUCAAGAUUGUUGCAGAGAUUGAUGUUCGUGAAGUUGUACCUGAAGAAGAUACCAAACCUCUGAAAAAGAUAAAGCAAGAAGAUGAUGCUGCUAUGAUUGCUGAUUUACUGAAUAACAAGACUCUCCAACUGAAUGAAAACGAGAUGGAAUUUAUGAGACUUAUGUUUGAGAAACAUCCAGACGUUGCAUUAGGGUUUCGUUCGAAGAAUACGAUUUUGAGGACUGCGUACAUGAAUGUCCUGCUCAGCUUAACCCAGAAGCUAUGCAAACCGACUCAAGAACUAUCAAAUAGUGACAUGUCUGAUGUAGUGGCUGCACUGGCAUACAUGGCAGAUGGAGGGUUCAAGUUGGAUUGGUUGGAGAAGAAACUUGGUGAAGUAAAGGAAAAGAAGAAGAAAGAAGAGGCUUGUAUGGCCCAGCUGCAAGAAAUGGAGGAAGAGCUAAAGCCAUUGAAGAAGAAGUGCUUAGACCUUGAAGCUCAGAUGGAUAAGAAGAAGGCUGAGCUUUUGGAAGCAAGAGCUCCUCUCACGUUUCAUCACUUGAAUUCUUAG
Microthlaspi erraticum is the source of this 825-nucleotide messenger RNA. The record is from the annotation of a GenBank genome assembly. NCBI's taxonomy places the organism in Eukaryota, Viridiplantae, Streptophyta, Magnoliopsida, Brassicales, Brassicaceae.